AUGUAUCCUAAUAUCUCAUAUGCGCUUCUGUCGGCGGCACUCAUCGUGCUAAGCAUGGUGCAUCUCAUCUUGCUUACCGUUCACCGCCCCCAGCCUCACCGUUUGCCUGAGAUAUCAAUCUUCGUUCUCUUUAUCUGCAUCAAUGCUGUUGUCAUUGGCAUUGGUCUGUCAGGCUUAAGGCGCGGGGAUACGCCAGCAUUCUACUAUCCCUUGGGAAUAUGUACAGCAUUCCCUUUAGCUCUAGAGAUGAUUCGGCAGAGCAAAAUCCAGGCUGGACCACUUACGAACGCCCUGCUGCAUCGAUUAUUUCUAGGCUAUGGUUUCUGUCCCCGGCGGUAA
Messenger RNA from Histoplasma mississippiense, 339 nucleotides. RefSeq lists its product with no specific name. The transcript is spliced from 3 exons. NCBI's taxonomy places the organism in Eukaryota, Fungi, Ascomycota, Eurotiomycetes, Onygenales, Ajellomycetaceae. The record is from RefSeq and is a predicted model, not a curated record. The coding region runs from base 1 to 339 and encodes 112 amino acids.